Molecule: messenger RNA, 4406 nt
Organism: Diospyros lotus (date-plum)
Lineage: Eukaryota; Viridiplantae; Streptophyta; Magnoliopsida; Ericales; Ebenaceae
Product: disease resistance protein RPV1-like
Exons: 4
Coding region: 2207-4294 (695 amino acids)
Biological process (GO): defense response
Molecular function (GO): protein binding
Source: RefSeq, a predicted model, not a curated record
CUUGGAAUUGGGAUUGGGAUUGGGAUUUGCCCCUUCCAUUUAUCAUCAUUUUGUGGCUAUCUUCAAAGACUCAGCCACUGCAAUCAGAUCAAACUAUUGGAAGCAAGUUUCGAAAGUUUGUUUUAGUUUUAUUUAUUUUCUUAAAUAUUGCGAUACAUAUGCUGAUCAUUAAAUUAUAUAUUAUGAUUGAUUGAUGAUGCGUUAUAAUAAUCCUACCAAAUUAGAGUAUAACUAAUUAACGCAGUGUCUUGUGUUGUUCUUCUUUCUGCUGAACUGUGUUUUGAACUUCAUUUUAUAUGUAUAUAUGUUUGGUUUUGUAUUCAUCGUCUUCAUUUUAUUCAUGUUUAGGGUUGUCCAUGGCUGCUUCAUCGUCAUCUCUAAUCCCACCACCACCACAGCAUAAAAUUCAAAAUAUUGACAAUUAGUGUAAGCUAAAAUAUAUCAUAUUAGAUUUGUUUAUUUAUAAAAUAUAUAUUAAGAAUAUAUAAUGGUGUAUUGUAAGUAGAUAAGUUAAACAAUAACGCAUGCUAUAAUAUGUAAGUAAUUAAUCAUGACUUGAUGAUGCACUGUGAUUGGAUGGUUGAUUUUCAAAUAUUUUAGUUUUAAAUUAAGACGCAAGGCAAGGCAACCUCCGGUGAGCUUCGCAGUGAUUGAACGGCAAUCUCUUCAAGGACAAAAAUUGAGGUAAACACCAUUAUAUGAUUUGAAAUUAUUUGGAAUUGGGAUUGGAAUUUGCACUUACCCUUUAUCAUUCUCUUCAUCACUUUGUGGCUAUCUUCAACGACUCAGCGACUGCGAUCAGAUCAAACUAUAUAUUGGAAGCAAGUUUUGCAAGUUUGUUUUAGUUUUAUUUAUUUUCUUAAAUAUUUUGGAACAUAUGCUGAUUAUUAAAUUAUUAUGAUUGAUUGAUGAUGCGUUAUCAUAAUCCUACCAAAUUAGAGUAUAACUAAUUACCGCAGUGUUUUGUUGUUCUUCUUCUUGCUGAAUUGUGUUUUGAACUUCAUUUUAUGUGUAUGUAUAUAUUCAUGUUUAGGCUUGUCCAUGGCUGCUUCAUCCUCAUCUCCCAUCCCACCACCACAGCGGAAAUAUAACUUCUUCUUGAAUUUUUGCGGCCUUGAUACCCGCGAGUCCAUUAUUAGUCAUCUACGAGUUGAUUUGGAGCGAAACGGUUUUCACACAUUUAGAGAUGACGAAAACUUGGAUGGAGGACAAAGUAUUGGGCCAGGACUAUUGGAAGCAAUUGCGAAUUCAUCAAUGUCUCUUGUUGUGUUCUCAAAAAACUACCUUGCAUCGACAUGGUGCCUACUCGAACUAGAGAAGAUUAUGGAGUGUAGAAAGAACUCACAGCAUUUUGUUUUGCCCAUCUUUUAUAAGAUAAAGCCAUCUGAAAUACGAUACUUAAAAAGGGAGUAGUGCAGAAAUCUUGGCCAAAUGCAAAGAAGAAGUUCCCAAGAUGGAGAAUUGGAGAGCAAUUGUGACUGAAGUUGCCAAUUUGAGUGGUAUAGUCUCCAAUAACUAUAGGUAUACUUUUUUUUUGAUAAUCACUUAAUUUUGAUUAUUGAAAUGUUUGUAGAACUAUAGUGUUAUUCUUUUUUUUUUUUUUUAAUUCGAUCCUUUUGGACUAAUUAAUAGGGAUGAAGCAAGCUUGGUUAAGAAUAUUGUUAAACAGGUUCAAAGACAAUUAAAUUUGUACAUAGAUUUAAAUGUUGCAACCCAUCCAGUUGGAAUAGAGCCUCGUUUACAAAAGCUACUCAAGGAGUUGUACUUGGAGUCAUCUGAUGAUGUUCGCAUUAUUGCAAUAUGGGGAGUCGGUGGUCUAGGUAAGACAACAAUUGCCAAAACUGCGUAUAAUCAUAUUUGUAGCAGGUUUGAAGGUUGCAGCUUUGUCGCCAAUGUUAGAGAAACAUGGGAGAAAUCAAAUGGGGAUUUGCUUGAUUUGCAAAAUUAAAUUCGAUCUGAUAUCUUGAAUGAGAAUUAUAAAAUGAGAAACUCUCACGAGGGGGUUCAAUUCUUAAAACACAUAGCUUUCCAAAGAAAAGUGCGUCUAGUUCUUGAUGAUGUAAAUCAUGUGAAAUAGUUAAAUGCACUAGCCAUCGAUCCACAAUUUCUUUAUCGUGGGAGUAGAAUUAUUGUGACUACUAGAGAUAUUUCUUCCUUGAACUCGCUUCAAUCAAUUCUUAUCAUAUAUGAGCUUGAGCAUUUCAAUAUGGAUGAAUCUCUUCAACUCUUUAGUUUGCAUGCCUUCAACGAACAUUAUCCUCUAGAGGACUUUAUGGAGCUUUCAAAUACAGUGGUGGAUUAUGCUGGGGGUAUUCCAUUAGUUCUUGAAGUUUGGGGUUCUUUUUUGAAUGGUAAAAACAAUGGUGAGUGGAGAGAUGCAACUAGAAAAUUGAAAAAGAUUCCUCAUGGUGAAGUUCAAAAAAUAGUAAGGAUAAGUUUUGAUUCAUUAGAUGAAAAAGAGAAAAAAUUGUUCCUAGAUAUAGCAUGCUUCUUUGUUGGUGAGAGUAAAAAUUUUGCCAUUCAAGUAUUGGAAGCCUGUGAGUUUUUCCCAGUAAUUGGAUUUCGACGCUUGGAGGAUCUUUGUCUCCUAAAAUAUGAUCCAGGACAUGUGAUUGUAAUGCAUGAUAUUCUCAAGCAAAUGGGUAAGGAGAUAAUUCAACAAGAAAGUGAUGAUCCAGGAAAACGCAGUAGAUUAUGGGAUUCCAAAGAUGCCCUUAAAGUCCUGAAAAAUUGUGAGGGAACUGAAACAGUUGAGGGCCUUAUCCUGUUACCCAAUGGAAAAGAUAUUAAAGUGAAAGCAAAAGUAUUUCAAAAGAUGAAAAGACUGAGGGUGCUUCAUCUCGAUCAUGUUCUACCUAGUCCUGGCAACAAGCUUUUGUUCAGAAAUUUUGGCUACAAGCAUUUGUCCAGAAAUUUAGUAUGGCUACGUUGGCAUCACUUUGAUCUCAGCGUUUUGCCAUCACAAUUAUACUUGGGGAAUUUGGUUGCUCUUGACCUAAGUUACAGCAACAUAAAACGAGUUUGGAGGGGAACUAUGGUUUUAGGUAAAUUGAAAUUUCUUAACCUCAGUUAUUGUCAUAACUUAACCACAACUCCUAAUUUUUUUGGGCUCCCCAAUCUUGAGGAAUUGAUUCUUGACGAUUGCGUAAGAUUACAAGAGGUGGAUAAGUCUAUUGGACAUCUCCACAAAUUAAUUAUUCUAUGCCUCGAUAAUUGCCAGAGCCUUAGGAAACUUCCGUCGGAGAUGGCCAACUUAAAAUCUCUUGAAAGAUUAUCAAUCUCUUUGUCCUCCUGGGACCAGCGUCGAACAUUGACAAAAAGGAGUGCAGGUUUUAUUGGGUUGCCACCAAACUUUGUACAGGGCUUCAGUUGCUUGAAGACAUUGAACAUGGAACGCUGCUCUAUUCAAUUACCUAAUGAAAUUGGGAAUAUGAUCUCAUUAACCUUUUUAACUAUUUGUGAAUGUAAAUUUGAUUACCUGCCAGAGAGUAUAUGCAGCCUUACAAAAUUGGAGAUUUUAUUUAUUAUAGAUUGCCGGAUGUCAAAUCUGCCAAGUGAACUUGGGAGGUUGAACCGAUUGCGUCAUUUGAAUCUUCAGGGAAAUAACUUUUGUAGCCUGCCAGAGAGCAUCGGUGACCUUACGAAGUUAAGGAAUCUCAAUUUGUGUCGUUGUGAAAGACUCCAAUCACUCCCAAAGCUUUCAGGUGGUCCGUGUUUGAUCGUCGCCAUUAACAGUUGCCCAUCAUUGAGAAGAAUAUCACUCGAAUCAAUCACGAACAGUAGAAUCAUAUCUUGUUACAUGUGUCCUAAAUUGGACAUGAAUUGUUUUGUCCAUGAAAUCGGAACAAGUUUUUUCAACUACAAGGUUGUAUGUUCAGUUAGAAUUCAUUAUUUAGAGUGCAUGUUUCCUAUUCGGUUGCAGCAUGAGACCACAAAUUCAUAUUAUGCUCUCAAGGUGCCACCUCUUGGAGUCGGAAAUAAGCAUUUUAUUCGAUGCACUUUUUAUGUUGUCUACAGGAUUGAGAUCUGGCACCAUUCCUGGUCAAUGAAAUACACACUCCGCAACAAAACCAAAGACAUUUCUAUUGAUAUCGACUGUUCAUCUAUGGUGUUUGGGCCUACUAGCACAGAGAUUAGAGAUCAUAUCAUUUUUGAGUAUAGGUCUUUUCACGUGGACAAGUUGGAAUUGAAAGAAGGUGAUGAAAUAGAAAUUUCUUGGACACCUGACAAUAAUGUGGUUUUGAAGAGAUGGGGAGUUCAUGUCAGUUAUGACACAACUGAUGAUCAUCAUUAGUAGUAAGUCCCUCUCUAACACAAGAUUGUAGAUUGAUUGAAUCAAGAAAUUGAUGAAUUCUAUUUUUUGUAGCAUACAUAUAUAUAUAUAUGUAUAACCAUUUAGCCAUGUC